AUGCCGGCAGCUACAUGGGCCUCGAAGGAACAGACAUGCUGGCUUCGAGAACAAUUCCCAGCAUAUCUGGAGUGCGCAAAAGAGGGAGACUAUACUCAUUUCUGGCCUAUACUCUAUGCCGGAUGGUUCAGAAAGUACCCGGAACACACAGUCCUCUUUCCCGACAUCCCUGAGAGUUUGCUUUCUGCGGAGCAACUUGCCGAUGUCACUGAGGUGAAGGCCACGCGUAAGGUGCAACUUCAGACCUGGUUCCGCUGGCGCACGAAUGGUUCAAAAAAAAAUCGCAGCUUGAAGAAGAAGUGUACUGUUUUCGAUGAUGCCUUGCAGCCGAAGAGACGUGUAAAAUCCGAGGCCGAGAUCUAUUCCGAAGUAUAUUAUGACGAACAUAUUAAGCCAUUGGUCAUGGCGGAGGCAGAAGCCGGCAACGUGACGACUUCUGGCAAGCGUGUGGCACUUGGCCGAAAGUUUUCGAAGGAGCUGCUUGAAGAUGAGUCCGAGGACGUCAAGGCUGAAAUUCGUGCGAAAUAUGAGGAACGGAUGAAAGCAGUCAAGAAGGGCACCAAACAUAGAACUCACACUCUUGACGACAACGACAGUGAUGAUAACGAGGUGGAUGCGGAGGUCAUCGCACAAGGUAUUGAUGACUUACCUGUGAUUUGCCGUCGCUUUGCGCAGCUUGUGAAGCAGAAGACUCAAUUCGUCGUCUCGUUCAUGUUUGCUGGGCCUGAUCCGAGGAAUGACUGGGACAUGACGACUUUAUCAUGA
Suillus plorans is the source of this 765-nucleotide messenger RNA. RefSeq lists its product as uncharacterized. The transcript has 3 exons. The coding region runs from base 1 to 765 and encodes 254 amino acids. The record is from RefSeq and is a predicted model, not a curated record. NCBI's taxonomy places the organism in Eukaryota, Fungi, Basidiomycota, Agaricomycetes, Boletales, Suillaceae.